Andrographis paniculata is the source of this 501-nucleotide messenger RNA. Its product is annotated as protein LIGHT-DEPENDENT SHORT HYPOCOTYLS 10-like. The record is from RefSeq and is a predicted model, not a curated record. The transcript has a single exon. Gene Ontology annotation, cellular component: nucleus. NCBI's taxonomy places the organism in Eukaryota, Viridiplantae, Streptophyta, Magnoliopsida, Lamiales, Acanthaceae. Gene Ontology annotation, biological process: mRNA transcription; response to light stimulus. The coding region runs from base 1 to 501 and encodes 166 amino acids.
AUGGAGAGAGCAGUAGGGCAGCAGUUAGGUCACUUUCAAAAUGGAGGGUCUUCAAUGGUGAUUGCUGAUCCACCGGCAGCCAUUGUUACUCCGAGCAGGUAUGAGUCUCAGAAGCGCCGCGACUGGAACACCUUCGGGCAGUUUCUGAAGAACCACCGGCCGCCGGUGCCGCUGUCGCACUGCAACAGCAGCCAUGUCCUCGCUUUCCUGAGGUACCUGGACCAGUUUGGGAAGACGAAGGUCCACCUGCAAGGUUGCGCCUUUUAUGGCGAUCCUGAACCUCCGGCGGCGUGCGGUUGCCCUCUCCGGCAGGCGUGGGGCAGCCUGGAUGCAUUGAUCGGGCGGCUGCGCGCCGCCUUCGAGGAGAAUGGCGGGCUGCCCGAGAUGAACCCGUUUGCCAACGUGGCGAUCAGGAUGCACCUGAAAGAAGUUAAGGAGUCGCAGGCUAUGGCGCGAGGGAUUAUGUACAAGAAGAAGAAGUCGAAGAAAGUGAGCCAUUGA